Messenger RNA from Knipowitschia caucasica, 1161 nucleotides. NCBI's taxonomy places the organism in Eukaryota, Metazoa, Chordata, Actinopteri, Gobiiformes, Gobiidae. The record is from the annotation of a GenBank genome assembly.
AUGGCGGAGGCGGACAGCUCAGAGCAUGUGUCACAGGUCUCUCAGUCAGCUCAGCCCUCCUCUCUUCCCAAACCAGUGCCUAGUGGGCACUACAUGCCAUGUGUGCCCCAUACUCCUCAUCUGGCAGCUCUGACCACUUGUGCCGUCAGGGGUAAAGUUGGCAAGUUCAUCAGUCCAGAGGAUAUGACAUCGCGGGACUAUUACUUUGACUCCUAUGCCCACUUUGGCAUUCAUGAGGAAAUGCUGAAGGAUGAAGUGCGGACACUCACUUACAGAAACGCCAUGUACCACAACAAGCACAUUUUUAAAGAUAAGAUUGUCCUGGAUGUGGGUAGCGGCACUGGGAUCCUAUGUAUGUUUGCUGCUAAUGCUGGUGCUAAACAUGUCUAUGGGAUUGAAUGUUCAAGUAUAUCAGAGUAUUCAGAGAAGAUUAUUAAAUCUAAUCACUUACACAAUGUCAUCACUAUCUUUAAGGGGAAGGUGGAAGAGGUGGAACUGCCUGUCGAUAAAGUGGACAUAAUCAUCUCAGAAUGGAUGGGCUACUGUCUUUUCUACGAGUCUAUGCUCAACACUGUGAUUUUUGCCAGGGACAAGUGGUUGAAACCUGGUGGUGUAAUGUUCCCUGACAGAGCGGCACUCUAUGUUGUUGCUAUUGAGGACAGGCAGUACAAGGACUACAAGAUUCACUGGUGGGAAAAUGUUUAUGGUUUCGACAUGAGCUGUAUUCGCAAUGUUGCCAUCAAGGAGCCACUGGUGGAUGUGGUUGAUCCCAAACAGAUUGUAACAAACUCUUGUCUCCUCAAGGAGGUAGACAUUUACACUGUGAAGCUGGAAGACUUGUCUUUUACAUCAGCGUUUUGUCUACAGAUUCAGCGCAAUGACUAUGUUCAUGCCCUAGUUACUUAUUUCAAUAUUGAGUUCACCAAGUGUCACAAGAAGACAGGCUUCUCUACUGCGCCAGAUGCCCCGAGUACUCACUGGAAGCAGACAGUAUUUUACUUGGAGGACUAUCUGACUGUAAAAAAGGGAGAAGAAAUCUUUGGCAGUAUUACAGUUAGGCCAAAUGAGAAGAAUGUGAGAGACUUAGAGUUCACCUUAGAGCUGGAUUUUAAAGGUCAACUUUGUGAAGCAGCCAUAUCCCACGACUACAAAAUGCGUUAG